Molecule: messenger RNA, 1443 nt
Organism: Diceros bicornis minor
Lineage: Eukaryota; Metazoa; Chordata; Mammalia; Perissodactyla; Rhinocerotidae
Gene: SRP9
Product: signal recognition particle 9
Exons: 3
Coding region: 101-361 (86 amino acids)
Biological process (GO): negative regulation of translational elongation; SRP-dependent cotranslational protein targeting to membrane
Cellular component (GO): signal recognition particle, endoplasmic reticulum targeting
Molecular function (GO): 7S RNA binding
Source: RefSeq, a predicted model, not a curated record
CUGCCUCGGUUGGUGGCCGUCGGAGGGCGGAAGGUUGCUGCCGCGUCGUGCUGCCUCCGGUCCCGGCCUUGGCUCCGUCUCCAUCCCGGCCGGGCCCACCAUGCCGCAGUACCAGACCUGGGAGGAGUUCAGUCGCGCGGCCGAGAAACUCUACCUCGCCGACCCGAUGAAGGCACGUGUGGUUCUCAAAUAUAGGCAUUCUGAUGGGAGUUUGUGUAUUAAAGUAACAGAUGAUUUAGUUUGUUUGGUGUAUAGAACAGACCAAGCUCAAGAUGUAAAGAAGAUUGAGAAAUUCCACAGUCAACUAAUGCGGCUUAUGGUAGCCAAGGAAUCCCGCAGUGUUGCCAUGGAAACGGACUGAAUGGUUUGAAAUGAAGAUUGUCAUGUUCUAAUAUCUUUUGAGUUUGAAAAAGUGUUGGGACAGAAAGUGCUUUAUGUAAUGAAGUGGGCUAUUCUGAAGCCAAGAGAUUGUUUUUGUAUCUUGUUUUUGAAUGUUUACUUUAGAGAGCUAGGAAUGUAAAUGCUUUCAGUUAGAAAACCUUUAUUUAUUUUUGGAAAUUGAGCAAGAAAUGCCUCUAUCUUAGAAACUUUUUGCAGAUUAUUUGAUGUUGGGAAAAAUAUAUAAUUAUUUCUCUGCAGAUUUGUAUCAGUAAUUUGAAAAUGAGAAGUCAAGAAAAGCCUAUUCUUCCUUAAAUUUAAUCUGUCUUUGAAAGAAAAUUAAAUGUAACCAUUUUGCUGGAUUGAUAUAUUUCUUCUGGAGCAUAAAAUUUGUGCUGUUGAUGACUAACAAAUAUAAAAUAUGGUAACUGGAAUUAACUGUGCACAGCAGUAUACCUGAUUGUCUAUGGUAGUGUAGUCUCAAUUGUAUCUAAAAGUAAUUGUGAAGACAAGUAUGCUUUACUUUAAACUUUGCAGAUCUAAACUGUAUUUUUGAAUAUAAGGGAUUCAUAACAAUUGGUUUGUGGAACAAAGACUUACUUUGAAUCUAGUUUUCAGUGCUGAAAACCAACUGCAGUUACUUUAAAUGCGUGAACAGAAUGGUCACUGAUGGCCUGAAGCCACCAUGUCACAGAAAUAUUUGCCACAUAUUUCCCAUCUAUAGUUUCUCAGAAGGGCUAAGGAUGAUUUGAACUGUUAUAUCUUUGCUUACAUCUGUGAUACCCCUGCUCAUUUCUCUCUACUUAACCAAAGUGUUAAACAUGACUGACUUUCACAGCUGUUAUGUUUUCCAUUAAACCGGAAGUAUAUUAUCUGAUAUUUAUCUUAUAUUUGUAACCUGAUUUUACCACCUACAUGUAAUAUUCACAUGUUGAUUCCCUACAUUAAAAUAUUUUUUUGUUAGGAAUUUGUCGUGUUGAGCAACAGUUUACCAUGGAAAGUUCCAUUAGCCAUACGAGUUUGGCAUGUUUCAGAGAGGUCAGUAAAUAAAAUAUUACAUGUGUA